AUGUUGAAGGCAGCCAGAUAUCUCUCCCGUACGCUGGUGGAAAACCGCGGACUGCUGUCUAAUAGAGAAGCUCUGUCUAAUAAUGUGCUGGCCCGUUUUAAAUCCGACCAGGUUAAGGGUGCCGUCAUUGGUAUCGAUCUGGGCACCACAAACUCCUGCGUCGCGGUGAUGGAGGGCAAAAAUGCCAAGGUCAUCGAGAAUGCCGAGGGUGCCCGUACCACACCGUCACAUGUUGCAUUCACGAAGGAGGGCGAACGAUUGGUGGGCAUGCCGGCAAAGCGUCAGGCAGUGACCAACUCCGCCAACACAUUCUACGCCACAAAGCGUCUGAUCGGGCGCCGGUUUGAUGAUGCGGAAAUCAAGAAAGAUUUGGCCAACCUGUCCUACAAGGUGGUGAAAGCGUCGAACGGUGAUGCUUGGGUGCAGGGAAGCGAUGGUAAAAUGUACUCACCCAGCCAGAUCGGUGCGUUCGUGCUAAUGAAAAUGAGGGAAACGGCUGAAGCGUACCUGAACACACCGGUUAAGAAUGCGGUCGUUACCGUGCCAGCGUACUUUAACGAUUCCCAGCGUCAGGCUACGAAGGAUGCGGGCCAAAUUGCCGGACUUAAUGUGUUGCGCGUGAUUAACGAACCAACGGCAGCGGCCCUGGCGUACGGUAUGGACAAGAGCGAGGAUAAGAUCAUUGCGGUGUACGAUCUCGGUGGUGGUACGUUCGAUAUUUCCAUUCUUGAGAUUCAGAAGGGUGUGUUCGAGGUAAAGUCCACCAACGGUGAUACACUGCUCGGUGGUGAGGAUUUCGAUAAUCACAUCCUGAACUAUCUGGCGCAAGAGUUUAAGAAAGAUCAGGGCAUCGACAUUAAGAAGGAUGCGAUGGCAAUGCAGCGGUUGAAGGAGGCGGCCGAAAAAGCCAAAUGUGAACUGUCGUCUUCGGUGCAGACGGACAUUAAUCUACCCUACCUGACGAUGGAUGCUUCUGGACCGAAACAUUUGAACCUGAAGCUGACGCGUGCGAAGCUGGAAACGUUGGUCGGUGAUCUUAUCAAGCGCACGAUUGCUCCCUGCCAGAAGGCGAUGUCGGAUGCGGAAGUGAAAAAGUCGGACAUCGGCGAGGUGCUACUGGUCGGUGGUAUGACCCGUAUGCCGAAGGUGCAAUCAUUGGUACAGGAAGUGUUUGGCCGUCAGCCAUCGCGUGCAGUGAACCCGGAUGAAGCCGUUGCCGUUGGUGCCGCUGUACAGGGUGGCGUACUGGCCGGUGAUGUGACCGAUGUGCUGCUGCUUGACGUUACGCCUUUGUCGCUCGGUAUCGAAACGCUCGGUGGAGUAUUUACGCGCCUUAUCACCCGCAACACAACCAUUCCGACGAAGAAAUCGCAGGUCUUCUCUACCGCCGCCGACGGUCAGACGCAGGUCGAGAUCAAGGUGCACCAGGGUGAGCGUGAGAUGGCUUCGGACAACAAGAUGCUGGGAUCGUUUACACUCGUUGGCAUCCCUCCGGCACCGCGUGGCGUCCCACAGAUUGAGGUCGUGUUCGAUAUCGAUGCGAACGGCAUUGUGCAUGUGUCGGCACGUGAUAAGGGAACGGGCAAGGAACAACAAAUUGUCAUUCAAUCUUCCGGUGGUUUGAGCAAGGACGAAAUCGAAAACAUGAUCAAGAACGCGGAACAGUACGCACAGGCCGACAAACAGAAGAAGGACCGUAUCGAAGCUGUGAACCAGGCGGAAGGAAUCGUGCACGAUACGGAAACGAAGAUGGAAGAAUUCAAAGAUCAACUGCCAAAGGAAGAGUGCGAUAAGCUCCGGGAAGAAAUUGCAAAGGUGCGGGAAAUCUUGGCAAACAAGGAAGAAGCCGAUCCGGAAGAAGUUCGCAAAACGACCAGUGCCCUGCAGCAGUCAUCUUUGAAGCUGUUCGAAAUGGCAUACAAAAAGAUGGCAUCGGAACGUGAGAGCAGUGGAAGCAGUAGCAGUAGUGGAAGCAGCAGCAGCAGCGGUUCAGAGGAAGCCGAAAAGAAGGAGAACAAAAAUUAA
Molecule: messenger RNA, 2025 nt
Organism: Anopheles marshallii
Lineage: Eukaryota; Metazoa; Arthropoda; Insecta; Diptera; Culicidae
Gene: Hsc70-5
Product: heat shock 70 kDa protein cognate 5
Exons: 6
Coding region: 1-2025 (674 amino acids)
Biological process (GO): protein refolding; cellular response to unfolded protein
Cellular component (GO): mitochondrion; cytoplasm
Molecular function (GO): misfolded protein binding; ATP binding; ATP-dependent protein folding chaperone
Source: RefSeq, a predicted model, not a curated record